Messenger RNA from Mytilus trossulus (common blue mussel), 1394 nucleotides. RefSeq lists its product as uncharacterized. The record is from RefSeq and is a predicted model, not a curated record. Bases 93 to 1298 code for a protein of 401 amino acids. The transcript is spliced from 2 exons. Lineage: Eukaryota; Metazoa; Mollusca; Bivalvia; Mytilida; Mytilidae.
UCGAAAUUAGCGGGUUUAUAGGUACACGUGUGCUUUUCACUGCAUAGAGAAGUAAAUUGGUGGUGUAGUGCAGGAAAGAUAUAAGAAGGACAAUGGUUCUGCCAGUUUACACGCCAGCUCUUCACCGGAACAAUAACAUGCCAAGAAAUGAAUUGAUAAGUAGAUAUUUUGCUCAAGGCUACACAAACAAGGAAAUUUUUCAAGUUCUAAUGGCAGUACAUAAAAUAUCCAUAAGUAUUUCGCAAAUCAAACGUAUUUUGAGAAGUCUUGAUUUAAAACGCCGCAAAGUAAAUCUUCCGCUCCCUGACAUUAUUGGUGCGAUCUACAAGAUAAUAGAAAACAGUGGACAAUGUCUAGGUUACCGUGCCGUUUGGAAAAGGUUAACUACUGAAUUUGGUUUUUUUAUUCCACGGAAAAGUGUAAUGGAACUUUUGCGUAUGAUAGAUCCGGACGGUGUAACAAGAAGAAGAAAGAGGUGGUUAAUAAGGCGUCGAUACACGACACCUGGACCUAACUUUGUGUGGCAUAUUGAUGGUUACGACAAGCUCAAACCUUUUGGGUUUCCAAUACAUGGUGCAAUUGAUGGGUUCUCAAGACGAAUUCUGUGGCUUGAGGUCGGUCCAAGUAACAACAAUCCACAAAUAAUUGCGCGAUAUUUUUUGGAUACUGUUGAACAAUUAGGAGGCUGUCCCCAAAGGUGCAGGUGCGAUUUAGGUACAGAAAACACAGUGAUAGAGAAAAUACAAGUACUUUUUCAUGCUCUGAGUAAUAAUGAAAUUGUAAGAAAUUGUUUCUUAUAUGGGAAGAGUACUUCGAACCAAAGAAUCGAAGCCUGGUGGAGUAUAUUACGUCGACAAAAUGCCGAUUGGUGGAUCAACUUUUUUAAAGAUUUACGCCAAAGCAACUUAUUCAAUGAUGCAGAUCCAUUGCACGUAGAAUGUAUAAGGUAUUGUUUUAUGGACGUUCUUCAAAAAGAACUUAACCAAGUCGUAAUUCAAUGGAAUCAACAUACAAUGCAAGUGAAAAAGAAUAACGAGAGUCCAGGAGGAAAGCCGGACAUUUUGUUUUUUGUACCCGAUUCGUGUGGUACCCGCGAUUAUAUUGUUAAUUGCGAUCAAAAUGACAUUUUAUAUUGUCAACAGGCAUAUGGAGAAAGUCGACCUAUCCAUGGUUGCUCAGAAGAAUUUAUUUCACUUGUAAACCUUAUCUUGCCGAACCACGACAGACCUUCAGAUGUCAACGAAGCUGCAGAUCUUUAUGGUCAAUUGAUUUUCCAGUUAAGCCUUUACGAUAAAUAAAUCGUUCUUAGCAUAUAGCGUAGCUAACUUGUGACAUUUUGUUAUUUUUCAAUAUUAUCCAAUUACAUGUUAUGCUUUUCUGCUUUAUUCAGAACA